GUGUAAAAUUCUAACCAAAAUUCUUUAAUUGUACACCUAGGCAACCGGUGUGGUCUGUUGAACUGCUUGCUGAGUUCGAAUGCUUUACUUGCUCAUCGCCAUUUUUGCUUGGCGCUCGCUUCGGUUGCAACGCGCGACUGCUCUGUGUGCUGUGCUUGAUCCGUUCCCCUAGCUAGAGCGUCCACGGUGUCGUUCAUUUAUAGCUAGCUAACAGGGAAUCUUUUGCUGAACCAAUAAAAGUUUCCCUGCAACUCGAUCCGUCUUCUGGAAUCGCUCUCUGGGCUCCCGGAAUAGGCAACCCUCUAAAUUGGUGACCCCGGAUCCGGAACAAUCUCAACGCCGGAUAUUUCGAACUUUUCUCCGGUGAGCUCGUUCCAUUUAUUUUUCAUAUUUUCCGGUUUAUUUUUGCAUACGGUAGCCUAUUUUUUCGCGUCAUUUUUUCAAAUCAUGGAAUCUGUAGACCAUAAGGUAGAGUCUAUGCUUAGUGUUGUAUCUCUCUCUGUUCCACCUUUUUGGGACACGGAUCCUGUUUUGUGGUUCGCUCAUCUGGAGGCUGAGUUUUACAACCACAGAAUCACUUCCGACUACGCGAAGUACUGCAAGCUCCUGUCCUAUCUCCCCAAGGAGAUAUCAAUGCAGGUUCGUGACGUCAUCAUUUCUCAGACCGAAAACCGCUAUGAGGCUCUCAAGGAAGCCACGAUUAAGCGUGUUAUGCCCUCUGAGAAAGUUCGCCUGCAGCAGCUUUUCAGGGAUCUGCAAUUGGGCGACAAACUGCCCUCAACCCUGCUACGCGAGAUGCAGCAACUCCUUGGUUCAUCAACCAUGGACGAGACUUUACUUCGCGAACUAUGGCUACAGCGGCUACCGGAAAACACACAAGCGAUUCUCGCUACAGUGAGCUCCGUUCCGCUCACUCAACUAGCAGACUUAGCGGAUCGAGUUAUUGAACGAUCACAGCCACAGGCCAACGCCAGCAAGGUCCAUGCCGUCGCGUCCCAGGGCACUUCUAUCACUGGCUUACAGUCAACUAUAGAAGCCCUGCAAACACAAGUCGCGACACUUAGUCGCCAGGUCCAGCAGCUUACUAUGACCCGUCGUCGUCCUAGCCGCUCAACAUCGCCCUGCAAACGUUCUAAGUCUAGCAACAGGCAAGCUAGCUGUUGGUACCAUCAGCGUUUUGGUACCGCAGCUCGUAAAUGUGUAAAGCCUUGCAACUUCGCCGAGAAGCAGGGAAACCUCGG
Messenger RNA from Dicrocoelium dendriticum, 1241 nucleotides. The record is from the annotation of a GenBank genome assembly. Lineage: Eukaryota; Metazoa; Platyhelminthes; Trematoda; Plagiorchiida; Dicrocoeliidae.